Petromyzon marinus (sea lamprey) is the source of this 2348-nucleotide messenger RNA. The record is from RefSeq and is a predicted model, not a curated record. Lineage: Eukaryota; Metazoa; Chordata; Hyperoartia; Petromyzontiformes; Petromyzontidae.
ACGGGCGACGCCGCCGCCGCGGUUGCCACGGGCGACGCCGCCGCCGCGGUUGCCACGGGCGACGCCGCCGCCGCUCUUGCCCCUGGGGAGAAGUCUGCGAUGCAGAGGGCCACGGAGGAGGUGGAGGCUCUGUACGCGUUCCGGGACCGCUACUUUGAGCAGCACGGCCUUCACGAAGCGGGGCUCAAGGGCAGCCGCGUGGAAUCGCGCAGGACGGAGGCCCUGCGCCUUCUGGCGGAGCUCGAAGCGGAGUGCGGUGACCGUGCGGGCUUCCUGGCCCUCCGCGGCCGCGCGCUGAACGUCGUGCCGGACUACGUGGCUGAGGCUGAGGAGGCGCUGGCGCGUGCCGUCAAGCUGCGCCCGGCGCUCGUCCACGCCUGGAACGAGUUGGGCGACGUCUACUGGAAGAAGGGCGACGUCGCCGCCGCCACCAGCUGCCUCGAGGGGGCGCUGGCCCACUGCCGGAACAAGGUGUCCCUGCGCAGCCUGUCCAUGCUGCUGCGGCAGCAGCCAAGCUCAGAGCAGCGGCGGCGGCAGGAUCCGGCACGGCUCAUCAUGGACAGCGUGGCACACGCCAAGGACGCCGUCGCCAUGGACACCGGGGACGGCACCUCGUGGUACAUCUUGGGCAACGCGUAUUUCUCACUGUUCUUCGUGACGGCCCAGGACCCACGCAUCCUGCAGCUGUCCCUCAACGCCUACGCACAGGCGGAGAAAGUCGACACCACGGCGGGGAGUAACGCGGACCUGCACCUGAACAGAGCGACGCUGCUGCAGUACCGGGAGCUGUUCGCCGAGGCCCUCGACGGCUUUGCGAGGGCCUCUGCGCUGGAGCCCACGUGGACGGAGCCGGCCCAGCGCCGUUCCGAGCUCCUCCACUUCCUGCGAAGACUCUCGGCGCUCGUCGCUAGCAAGGGCAAGGUGAAGGCUAAGAAGCUGCAGGCCUUCAUGAAGGGGCUACGCGACGCCGACCUCGGCCCCUACGCCGCUGGAGGCGGCCCCCAGCCCACGGCCGGAAGCGGCGGCGGCGGCGGCGGCGGUGCCGAAGGGCCGGAGGGGCCACGCGGCCGGGCGGCUGCGGCGCCGGCGCCGCUGUCCCCGCGGUCGCUGGCCGAGCUGAGCGAGGGCGCCAACGCUGGCGCCGUGCUGCUGGGCAGGGUGCUGUUCAGCGUCACCACGGAGCACAGCCUGCCGUUCGUGUUUGGCCUGCUGGACUCACAGGGCUCGUGCUGUGCGGUGUCCGUCUACAACUUUGUGUCCGGCUGGGGAGUUCUCAUCGGGGACUCGGUGGCGGUGCCCUCGCCCUCACUGCGCACGCACCACGUCCACGAUGGGCAGGAGGUGCUCGCGUUCCCGUGUGUGCGCGUCUCCAGCCCCGCGUCGCUGGUGGUCAACGGGAGGCAGCAGGGCAGCAGCAAGCAGGCCGCAGUCACCGCCUCCUACAGCAGGAAGUUCACGUAGCCCCGCCCCCUGCAGCAGGAAGUUCACGUAGCCCCGCCCCCUGCAGUAGUAAGUUCACGUAGCCCCGCCCCAUGCAGCAGGAAGUUCACGUAGCCCCGCCCCCCAUUCAGCAGGAAGUUCACGUAGCCCCGCCUCCUACAGCAGGAAGUUCACGUAGCCCCGCCUCCUACAGGAGGAAGUUCACGUAGCCCCGCCCCCUGCAGCAGGAAGUUCACGUAGCCCCGCCUCCUACAGCAGGAAGUUCACGUAGCCCCGCCUUCUGCAGCAGGAAGUUCACGUAGCCCCGCCCCCUGCAGCAGGAAGUUCACGUAGCCCCGCCUCCUACAGGAGGAAGUUCACGUAGCCCCGCCCCCUGAAGCAGGAAGUUCACGUAGCCCCGCCUCCUACAGGAGGAAGUUCACGUAGCCCCGCCCCCUGCAGCAGGAAGUUCACGUAGCCCCGCCUCCUACAGGAGGAAGUUCACGUAGCCCCGCCCCCCAUUCAGCAGGAAGUUCACGUAGCCCCGCCCCCUGCAGCAGGAAGUUCACGUAGCCCCGCCCCCUGCAGCAGGAAGUUCACGUAGCCCCGCCCCCUGAAACAAACAGUUUAUAUAGCCCCGCCUCCUGUAGCCCCGCCUCCUACAGCAGGAAGUUCACGUAGCCCCGCCCCCUGCAGCAGGAAGUUCACGUAGCCCCGCCUCCUACAGCAGGAAGUUCACGUAGCCCCGCCUCCUGCACCAGGAAGUUCACGUGGCCCCGCCUCCUGCAGCAGGAAGUUCACGUAGCCCUGCCCCCUGCAGCAGGAAGUUCACAUAGCCCCGCCUCCUGCAGCAGGAAGUUAACGUGGCCCCGCCUCCUGCAGCAGGAAGUUCACGUAGCCUCGCCCCCCAUUCAGCAGGAAGUUCACGU